Maniola jurtina (meadow brown) is the source of this 1620-nucleotide messenger RNA. RefSeq lists its product as uncharacterized. Gene Ontology annotation, molecular function: protein binding. Lineage: Eukaryota; Metazoa; Arthropoda; Insecta; Lepidoptera; Nymphalidae. The transcript is spliced from 10 exons. Bases 99 to 1406 code for a protein of 435 amino acids. The record is from RefSeq and is a predicted model, not a curated record.
UCAUGGAUCAAUCCCUAUGAUUGUCAAAUAUCCAAAAAAAGUUAUUUCUGUCAAUUUAGGACUAUUAUUUUAGUUUUAUUUUUGUAUAAAUUAGCAAAAUGAAUGAACUGUUACAGAAACAUGGGUGCGCCAACGUAUUCUCAGUUCCGGAAGGUCUCAAAGAACUGAUGGCCGAUAUAUCGCGGGAAGUGUUACGCGCACAGCCUUGCGACAUUAACGAUUUCAUAGCCAACUACCUAUCAGUUCUCCUCAUCACUCGGGAGCAUGGUGUCAUGGCGGUUAAGAUUCUCAACGACCUGUGCGACUGUAGACCUUCAGUGCUGGAACACCUGCAACAGCUGGGGAUGGACAGUACACAAGCGCAGGCACUUGCUGAUAUCAUCAAGGAGGAGAUUGAGGGGUCCGAAGAGGAACAGGGAAAGGAGACAGUCAAGGAGUACCUGAUUGUCAAGAAGAUCCUUUCAAGACAGCCACUAGACGAGGUUAUGACAGCGAAAGUCUGCCAGGUCGCCAGAAACGCCUACCGCGAUUAUUGGUAUAGAAAGAAGACUUUGGAAAAGGGGUUAAAACCGAAGUUGGAUGAACCGUGGGAAAUCGCAGCAGAACACACUUUGGAACUGUACAAGAAGACUAAACCGAGUUUCAGCGAAUUAACCAGAGCUACGGAGAAAAUACAGGCAGCCUACAGAGGCUACCAUGUCCGCAGGAAUAUCCUGCGCCAUCUGAAACCCAAGUCUAAGAAGAGAGGUCCUAAAUUGGAAUUGCUGGGUGCUCCGCUCGACGUCGGCGGAUCCAGAGAGAUUGACCUGGGGCCAUUGAUUGAUAUAAAAGUACCCGAGGAUAACGUCAACGAAAUGUUCGUCCAACACACUAACCAAGUCCUCGGUCUGGGCUACGAUCCAAUGAAGACCAUCACUCAUGUGCCCGAAGAGCAGGCUGCCAAAGAACCUGUGGAGUCCCCCAUUUGUAAAGACAGGCCUGAAAAUAAGUCAACCACACAAUCGCAAAUUCUUGGAGCGAAGACAAGAGGCAUGUCUGCAAUACAGCCUCAGAUGCUCGCAUCAAGCAUCAUCAAUUCGAGGGCCACUGCCGCAACGCCUAGCCAAAAGGACGCACCAAGUGUAUUGGAACUGCCUAAAGGACGACACCUGAGCGAAGAGUUCCAUCCUUCCCAUCACAAGAUUUCCUUUGCAAACUUCCCACCAGAGGUGAUUCAGUCAAUAGCAGAAGCAUCCCUCGAAAUCGAUGCUGCCGAAGUGCCAGAGGAUAUUGCAGCAGAUGACCACUCAGACACCAAUGGUGUGAAUGAUUCCACUGCAUCACUGCCAUCCUCAGCGCUUAGCUCUGCCAACACUACUGACGUGGAAGAUGAGACUGGUUUGAUUACCAGCGGCGAUGAAGAGUAGUCCGCCAUUUCCUAUUCCUAUUCCUCGCUAACUGACAGACGUCCAUUACUAGACAUAGGUUUCUUGUAGGGACUAGAAUUCAUCUGGAUCCUGAAUCCAGGAGCUUCCUCUGCGACUAUUGAUUUAAAUUAACUUUUUUUUUGUUAUUCCGUAAUUAGUUAAAAUGGAGUUCAUUUCUUUGUGUUUACGUAUUUCUUCCUUUAAAUAAAUUAUA